Molecule: messenger RNA, 6588 nt
Organism: Dicentrarchus labrax (European seabass)
Lineage: Eukaryota; Metazoa; Chordata; Actinopteri; Moronidae
Product: nectin-2
Exons: 7
Coding region: 394-1989 (531 amino acids)
Source: RefSeq, a predicted model, not a curated record
UCAGUCACACACAGUCGGACAGCCGCGCGCUCAGAAGAACUAGUUGUUGGUGUAGCGAGAGAGAGGGAGAGAGCGCGCGCAGCACUUCAUUACAUCCAGAGCACCAGCUGAGGGGUGGAAAUAUUCACCUGUGUGCUGCCAGGGACGAAUUCACAAGGAUUUUUUUUCAUUCAUUUUUAAGCAGACUUCGUCUUAAAGGCGCCGUAGAGGGACACAAACAAGAAUUCCAGUCGGACCCCUGGUCUUGUCCUGCAGCCACACAAGUUUUUCUCUUUGCCUUGAGUGAGUGAGGUUUGACACAGAAACUGACCCGCAUCUGAAGGCGUAGUUUUGGUUAUUUAUUUCGGAGAGACCCGCGUGCCUUGGUUUCAAUAAAGAGGACCGUAACCAACCAUGGCGAGACAUGACGCCCGAAACUGGCACGACUGCUCAAAAAUGAUCGGACUGCUCUGCUUGGUCGCGUCGAUACUUCUUCAACACGGAGCGUCGGGUCAGCGGGUGAAGGUGGAGCCAGAGGUGUCAUCAUAUCCUGGCCAGACAGUCAACCUGCGCUGUGCCUUCACUGAUGCCACUGGGAUUCAGCUUACAAUGGUCACAUGGAUCUACGAGCCGAAGGAAGGCGAUAGGAUUAACAUCGCUGUGCUUCACCCCAGCUUUCAACCCAACUACCCCGACUCACCCUUGAAGGGCAGAGUCAGCUUCACAGCCAGUCCCCCAGACCUGACCACUCCCUCCAUCCAGAUAAGAGAUGUUAGGAUGACCGAUGAGGGGAAGUACAUCUGCGAGUAUGCUACAUACCCCAGUGGUAACGAGCAAGGCAUCACAUACCUGGUCAUGCUGGCUAAGCCUCAGAACUCCGCUUCCAUUGUAACGGUGGAAGUGGGCACAAAGCCCGUCGUCGUGGCAAAGUGCGAGUCUGUGGAUGGCCGCCCUGCUGCUCAGAUCUCCUGGGUGACCACAGCCAAUGGCAACGCGACAACAGCAUCUAAGACAGGUGCUGACAACACCGUGACCGUGACCAGCGAAUACCGCAUGGUUCCCACAGCAGCAGACAACGGGAAAGACAUCAGCUGUGUGGUGACACACAGGACCCAGGUCAAACCAGAGAGCUUCCCGUUGAAGCUAGCAGUUCAGUAUGCCCCUCAGGUGACAAUAGUAGGUUAUGACAAUAAUUGGUACUUGGGUCGUACAAAUGUGAUUCUCACCUGCCAGGCUACCGGAAACCCUGUUCCACUCUCCGUCCAGUGGAAGACUAUGUCAGGAGAGAUGCCAGACACAGUGCUCAUCACAGGCAAGGAGCUAAAGGUCCUGAAGGUGGAUGACUCAGUCAACACCACUUUUGUCUGUGAGGUAAAGAACCGCAUUGGGAUCGGCAGGGACCAAGUCACAGUCCUGGUUAGAGAGCCCUCAGUGAACCCAUCCAAUGCCGGCGUGGUGGCGGGAGCUGUGAUUGGCUCCCUGCUGGCCCUCCUUUUGGUCGCUGCUCUCAUCGCCGUGCUUGUCACCCGUAGCCGCAGGCAACAGCAGGGUUACCGUGCCAAUGGCGGCAGUGACAUGAAGACACGCAUAUUUGGCGGUGGCAAGAAGGCCAGCAAGAACGGCACAGGUGGAGGCACAGGCAGCGGCGGCGUAGGGGGCGGUAACAACAAUGGCCCAAUCUACGUUUACAAUGAGAGCUCAUCCCACCAGGGCCUUGGAGAGAAAAACAACCACCACCAGCCGCUCACCAUGGGGGGCCGGCCUGAAGUUGUCGCCACUACACCCACUGCCCAAGAUAUCCUGCUAAGCAAUGAAUUAGAUGAUGCGGAAAGGAGGAAGUUUGAUGAGCUGGAGGAGGAGGAGCGGUAUGACCACUUCACUGGAGGGGCCCCCAUCCUUCAGCUUCGCCCACCGCAUGACCAGGAUGAUAUUAUUGGCGAUUACUUGGAUGAUGACAUGGAGUCCCAGCGGGAUGGCUCUGUCAUCUCCCGGACUGCUGUUUACGUAUAGAGGAGAUGGAGAGGAAAGGAGGAGGAGAAAAAGGAAGGAAUGGAGGAUUCCUCUCGAGGAUUUUGUGGCACCAGGGUCUUGUCCCUGUCUGAUAGAGAAGAGAAAAUAAUACCACUUUUAUUUUUGAAAAUUGAUUUUAAAUAUAGCCUAUUAUUAAUCACAGUGCAGCCCCAGAAUGGACUGAAUGAACAAGAGGGUUUAGUGGGAUAUUCUGAAAGGAGCGUUGCUGUUAUCUGGUCCCUAAGAACUGAAAAUCAAACAGAAAAGAAACAACCUGUCUCCCACUGCUUCUGCUCAUGCUAUCACUAUCACUGGGACCUUGACAAGGACUCUUGACAGACAGACUAAAAGACAAGAAACUGUGUAUGUGGGAGUAGGAUAAUGGAAUCAUGAUAGAGGUUUGGCUGUAGAGAAGGCAACUCACUUGCAUAUUCACUCUUGUCGUCACCAAAACAGUAGAAGGGGAAGAAGUUGUCAAGCAAUUUCAUGUCACCUGCUAUUCCCAGUCCUCCAGUGGGAAACCUUCUGUUUUGGUAAUGCGUUGUGCUAUGACACCUGGGUAGUUAGCAGCUAGUGAUGGGUUGGGGAGGAAAAGUGGGGGGUAUAGACAGUAACCAACAGGUGAUUUAGAGAAGAGAACUAUGUAUGUUCUUGUGUCUGCUGGCUUUCAUUUCUGCUCUCUCUGCCUUCCUCUCAAACUUACAAAAAAAACACCUCUCUGCAAACUAUCAGCAACCAUAGACACUCUUGAAUUUACAAAAUUUAAAAAGAACAUUAGGUCCUUUUGUGCUGCACAAAUACAAGAGCAGUUGAAUUUAACAAAGUAAGUUUGCAGAGAGUUUGAACUUAAGUUCUUAAAGUAUUCACAUGCAAACUUUUGUACUGUGCCUGGAGGUAAGAGACGGUAAACAAGAGAUGAGGGAAUGAGGUGUAGCCAAUCUGACAGGGUCAAGGGAUGGAGAGAGGGAUGCAGGAGGCGGGAGGACUAGAGAGGAGCACGUCUCUUCUUUUCUCUUCCUCCUCAUCCCCGUCUCUUCAGAGUGCUCCUGACAGGAGGAGCUUGAUUGGUAAUGAGCCGUGAAGUCGCUCGCUUAGCCGGGACCAACAGAUUGCCACCACUUAUCGUUUAUGACGUGGCAAUUCCUCCCCCUCCUACCUCUGUCUCUCCAUCACCCCUCCGUCUCUCCUUCUCUCUCUUCAUCCCUCACUCCCAGCGUUUAUGGGGAGUUUAUGAUUUAUCCGGGGCAGUGUUGAGGUCAGGGCCACAGAGAGCAGGGGAGUAUUUUACUGCUCCUGAUGUGUCAAACGCCCCACUUACUCUAUUCCAGUCCAGUCCAGCCCAGCCCGGCCUGCCCUGCCCUGCCAGGACUGACUAAUCCACUGGUGGCCACAUUCACUCCACCGCAUGGACGCUUCUCCUCCCAUACUUUAGUAAAUGGCCGGAUGUAACGGAACCCCACCAUAGCAUGGCCAUAUUAGGUUAGAUAGAUUUUCAAUAACAUCAUCUAAUAUUUCUUUCCAUUAGCGGAUGUUGUUAAAUGUAGUGGAUUGAUCGGGAGACAUAAAAGGUUGGCGAAGCUAUGGGAGUCAUAUUGACUAACAGGCAACAAGCAGUGAAACAGCCCUUUAUGAUGCAGCUUUAGCAGGGCUGAUUGUCUCCUGACUGUUAAUUUAUCCUUCUAACGAGCCACUGGAGGCCUGCUCAGGCAAAUAUUACUCGUGGCUACUGUGCACUGCUGUCUUCAAGUCUCAGUGUGUGUGUAUUUUCAUGCGUCACUGUAUCUAUGUAGCCACUGGAUGACUGUGAUGGACAAUCUUGGAGAGAAGCCCUAAUUUAGCUCCUCUAAUCAUGCUUUUCCUGGCCUUCUAAAGAACUCCCCUUUGACCCAACGGGAAUCUGGUGAGUGCGGCUCUCGAUGACUGUACUGACCUCUUGUAGGGCCCAGCGAAUAUCUGGGUUGCAGUUCGCUGCAGGUCAUGAGGUCAAAUGCAGGGUGACCCAUUGCCAAGGGCAAGGAUGACUGUCUUUGCCUGCAUUUCUUAUCAUAGCUGCUUUUAACCUUGAACUAUAGAUGUGAGAACACUCACAUACAGUACAAGCAUGUUUAUAGGGUAAGACCGUCCUUGUUUGCCAUAGUGAGGGCUUUUGACCUUCAGAGAGGCGGAGAGAUGCAGGAGGCAGAUGACAAAAAUUGAGACAGCUUUCAGUGUAGUGAGCACCGUCUAGCAUAUUGUAAGCCAGUGUGUUCAAUAGGAUUAUUGUCUAAUGGCCUUAGCUUAUACAUAAAUGGAACUCCUGUCAACCUGGGGUACAGUAAAUUUACUGAACACAGCUGAUUUGUCACAACCACUCAAAAUAAAAAUGUAUUACUUAUUUUUGCACUUGUGUGUGUCACCGCUACAAAGAGAAAUAUGAGUGUAAUACUUGGUCUUUGGGGUAAAAAUAGCGAUAAAGGACAAAACUGUUGUAUGUACAUUUUGGUGUGAGGUAUCUGUGUACUAUAUAUAUGUAAGCAUCUUUAUUUUUCUUGUGAAAAUGUUGAUAUUUAUGAAAAUGUAAAUAUCAGAUCGAUGGAGCCAGUGUUGCCAGUGUUGUGGAAGUAAAGAGGAAGGCGUUCUAGGUAGGCUAAGCUUAAAGUUCAAAUGUCUCAGAGGGCAUUCAGAAUGUAAUUUUUAAUCUAACGAAUACCUCAGUGGUUCGGGUGUCACAACAUACUGAACUGACUGAGCUGAGUUUACCUAAAGCCUAAGAGUCGAUUUGUAUUGGCUUGGAAAAUUAUAUAUCCUUUUUUUUUUAUUCAAGUUAGCAUUCCCUGCAUUUCCACAUAAUAAGCACACAAUAUUUUUUUGCACAAUUGGCUUCUUCUGCUCUUUGACAGGCACCCUGCACAAUGCAAAAAUACCCACAAUACUCAUAAUUUAUCAGGUAGACCGUAACCACACAAGGGUGUUGCGUCUGAGUCAGCUCUGUGUUUGUGUGUGUGUGUGUGUGUGUGUGUGUGUGUGUGUGUGUGUGUGUGUGUGUGUGUGUGUGUGUGUGUGUGUGUGUGUCUGUGUGUCUGUGUGUCUGUGUCUGUGUCUGUGUCGGUGUGUAUUUACUUGAUGCUCGGGGCUUUGGGACAUCUCUCACUGCCAUUGGGGCUGUAACCUGAGUAGCCACCCUUUGUCACCAUGGAAAACUGGCAAACUGAAGAUAUUAUUGUGCAUUGCGAAAACACACUCACUCGCGCACACAUACUGUACAUAUACAUACGCAGAAUGCAGAGAAACAUUCGCCCACACACAAACACCCCUCAGUCACUCUCAUUAUGCUCACUCCCACAGCCAAACUGUGUAGAAGACACCUCAUACCUGACAACUCUGCCAUCUCCUGACAUAAGCCCACACAAAUGUGCUCGCAUAGCUGCACACAAACACACACACACACACACACACACACACACACACACACACCCCUUACACACACGAAAACACUUCUUUUUCCUCUUCUUGCUCAGUGGCUCUGUCAGGACAUAUACCGUGUCCUGUUACUGUGGAAAGAGCCGCAGCAUGAUGUGUCCCCUGCUCCACUGCUUUCUAUUCCCCAAAUAGUCCAACCUGUUCCCGAAUCAAUGACCAUGUAGAACAGAGACAAGUACACAUUCGGGGACACACACCUUUCACCCAGUGUCAGAGAAUCUGGCUUUUUAGGAAACAGUUUGUCCGUUCCGCUCAUGUUGCACACGGGAAAUAUAGCUUUCAUAAAAAUGCCACUGUGCUGACCUCCUCCCCCUCCCAGAUCCCUUCGAAUGCUUUUAGAGAGUCACAACUUCCUACUCAUCUCCAAAAUGUUGUUUUUCGACUUCUCUCACUUCAGCCACCUCCACCACCGCCACCGCCUCCACAGACACGCACACACCGUUGCCACCCACCUAAGCGCCCAAGUAAGGCUUGUCAGACAAAAUGCUUUUAGAGAAAUCCACGAUCCUGGCCCGGGUCUAGCACAAGGUUAGAUAGUCGAAAUACCCAAUUUUUUUUUUUUUUUUCAGAAAGCCACAUACUGUUGCUAUUUCUUCGGCUCCAAACAUCUGAUGACUAAUCAAAGCCUUAACAUAUCACAUCUCACUCGCAUAAAAAAAAGAGAGAAAACCUUCCUGUGUACAUAGUAUAAAUAUAUAAAUAUGUAGCAGAGAAAAAGAAUUACUAAUUUAUGGUGUCACGUUUGUGUAUUUCUCAGUGACAGCAAGCAUGAAGGAUUUAUUUUCUCCUAUUAGAGUUUCUCCUCUUUACUGUUAUUUUGCAGUGCUUUAUAAUUUAUGUUUUCUGAGUGCUUUAUUCUUGACUGCUGCGCUGUGAUUGCUGCCAAAACUGGCAAAUGUGCUUCUUCUAUACAAAUGAACUGUACACACAACAUUCAUGAAGAGUCUUACCCCAAAAUGUGCUUUUUAUUAUUGACUGCUCUGUGUAAUAGUUGUUUUUUCUUUUUGUAUUUUUUAAUUUGAAAUUUAUUUUGGUCUUUGGGAAAAAAAAACUGAAUUAGAAUUGUUGUCACCAUUUUGUCGUGUCUUUCUAUAUUUUUUUCGUAUUUGGUUGCUAUUAAAGAUUUCUUGAUUUUUGAAA